This is a messenger RNA of Rodentolepis nana, 264 nucleotides long. Lineage: Eukaryota; Metazoa; Platyhelminthes; Cestoda; Cyclophyllidea; Hymenolepididae. The record is from the annotation of a GenBank genome assembly.
AUGGAUUCUACUUCGCAUUUUCGAUGGCCAACUACUGUACACCCACCAACUCAGGCUAUAGAUUCCACGCCUGUCUCAAACCUAGGAGACGAUGGAAAUGCUUUUCGAGUUAAACCCGUUCAUGAGGGCACGCAACCGUGUGCAGAGUGCCUUGAAUUUUACUGUAUCUCUUCCAUCACUUAUCCACAGACUUUGCAGAAGUGCUGGUUGGAGGCUAAUCUCCUAAAAUCACAUGCUUUCCUUCUCAAUGAGAUUGGUGUUUGA